Messenger RNA from Trichomonas vaginalis G3, 306 nucleotides. Its product is annotated as protein ubiquitination. Gene Ontology annotation, molecular function: protein binding. Lineage: Eukaryota; Parabasalia; Trichomonadida; Trichomonadidae. The coding region runs from base 1 to 306 and encodes 101 amino acids. The transcript has a single exon. The record is from RefSeq and is a predicted model, not a curated record.
AUGAUAUCAGUUGAAGAUAAUAUAGGAGAAAUGGAUAAUAAUGGUUAUACUCCACUCAUUAUGGCAUCAUUUGGAGGUCAUCUUGAAGUUGUUAAAUAUCUUAUUACUGUUGAAGCUGAUAGAGAAGCAAAGGAUAACAAUGACAAUACUCCACUGUUAAAAGAAUUAGAAAAUGGCCAACUUAAAGUUGUUAAGUUUCUUAUCGCAGUUGGAGCUGAUAAAGAAGCAAAGAAUAAUCAAGGAAGAACUGCAUGGGAUGUUGCAACAAGUGAUGUAAGAAAAUAUAUGACUUCUAUCAGAACAUAA